This is a messenger RNA of Haemonchus placei, 444 nucleotides long. The record is from the annotation of a GenBank genome assembly. Lineage: Eukaryota; Metazoa; Nematoda; Chromadorea; Rhabditida; Trichostrongylidae.
AUGACUGGUAUGAUGGAUAUGAUAAUACAUUUCCGCGAAAAGGAACUCAUCCUGUUCUCGUUUUGGAGGACCGGAACAUUACUUGGGAUGGCUGUAUCCAUGUUCAUCUCGUUUCUUCUCUGUAUCUUGUAUGAGGGAAUUAAAGGAUUACGCCUAUUUCUAGCUUUACGUCACGUGAAGGUCAAUGCAGGAGGAGACCAAGAUACCGCACCACUUACUCCAAUGGUCCAAAUGACAGGCUACACGAAACGAGUGUUUUCUGGCGCUCGCUUGGCUCAAGCUGCUUUAUAUGGCAUUCAAGCACUUCUUGCCUACAUUCUGAUGUUGAUUGUGAUGACAUAUAACGGAAAUCUUAUUCUCAGCAUUGUAGUCGGUGAAGCUGUGGGUUACUUACUCUUUACAGGAACACCGCUUGUAGAUUCGCAUUUGGCAACUUGUUGUUGA